AUGGCUCUAUCGGAGGGUACUCUGUCUUUUGCACUGGGACGCCCCGAUCUUGAAGCCCAUUGGGGGUCACUGCAAUCCGAGGAGGCAUUCCAGAACGUGAGGGAAAGGUUAUGCUCCAUCCUGACCAACACUGUCACCGCAAAGGCGGGUCUACUUCUCGCGACAAGUGGUGUCUUCGUGACCACUGUCUCUCCCGCGCCGUAUUUUGACUACACUUCACCCACCCCCUAUCUUCUACUCUUCAUAUCACUCAUGAUGGCAAUGAUUGCAAUGUUGACUUCUGGCUUGGGCAUGAUGCGUUGGCUACACGCCGAUCGGCAGUGCACUCAAGAACAAAUCAAGCCAGGCGGUUAUUCCCUCUUGUCCUACCUCUUAUCAAUGGUCAUGCUCAUGUUCUUUGUCGGCUUGUCCUUGAAUUGCUUCAUAUUCGCGAUGUUGAUAGCAGGCUUCUACUCUCAGGACACUGUCUGCCGCACUCUCACCGCGGCCUGGCUCGUCGCAUACGUCGUCAGCGUUGGGUUAAUGUCGAUCGAAUCUAUGUGGAAGCUUGCCAAGUGUCUCGAGUCACGCUGA
Messenger RNA from Suillus subaureus, 573 nucleotides. RefSeq lists its product as uncharacterized. The record is from RefSeq and is a predicted model, not a curated record. Bases 1 to 573 code for a protein of 190 amino acids. Lineage: Eukaryota; Fungi; Basidiomycota; Agaricomycetes; Boletales; Suillaceae. The transcript is spliced from 5 exons.